AUGGCGAGACCCCAAGAUACGACUUUGGUCCGAUUCUAUGGCCUCCCUAAGGUGCACAAAGACGGCGCUCCUCUCGGACCCAUCGUGUCGCUCGAAGGGACUCCAACGUACGGACUGGCUAAGUGGCUGUUCCGGUGUCUCAAGUUCCUGACCGCUGAGUCAGACACCACGGUCUCUUCAUCAGCAGAAUUCCUGGAGAAACUCAAAGGGGUAAGCCUCCAUCCAAAUGAGGUCAUGGUAUCUUUUGAUGUUACAUCCCUUUUUAAUUCUAUUCCCCAGGACCUGGCGAUCGAGACAAUCGAGCUGCUUCUACAAAGCAAAUACGAUGAAAUGGAGAAUCGUCUUGGACGCGCCCAAGUCCUUCAGCUGCUGAAGUUCUGUCUCAGGACGUACUUCACGUUCGACGGGACAAUCUACGAACAGGUGAAGGGCACACCAAUGGGUUCGCCGAUUUCGGGGUUCAUCGCCGAGGCGGUCCUGCAACGGUUAGAGUCGCUGGUCUUCCAACACCACAGACCGAAGGUCUGGGCCCGGUAUGUGGAUGAUACCUUCGUCGUUAUCGAUCGGGAUCAACUGCUGACAUUCAAGGAACGUCUGAAUGCGGUCUUCCCGGACAUACAAUUUACGAUGGAGGAGGAAGAGAACAACCAGCUGGCCUUCCUGGAUGUCCUCGUAUGCCGCAAGGAUUGUGGUGGACUAAAGACCAAAGUGUUCACGAAAGCGACAAAUACGAUGCAAGUACUGAACUUCAACAGCAACCACCCAAUCAGUCACAAACGCAGUUGUGUAAGGACGCUUUAUCGGCGUGUCGAAACGCACUGAAGUGAGCCGGAAGACAAGAUUGCUGAACUACAAUACCUCCGACGGGUCUUCAAAGCCAAUGGCUACCCGCGCAACUUUGUCAACAGGUGCAUAUGCAAAAUGGACGAAAGGCCUAACCGUACGGACACCAAAGUUUGGUGAGCGCUUCCAUAUGUCAAGAACGUUUUGGAAGCUGUUGGCCGUCUUCUCGCACCACUUGGGGUUGGAGUUGCACACAGGCCGGAGGCAACCAUCAGGCGUCAGUUUAUGAAACCAAAAGACCCACUGCCACGGCAAGAAAAGUCUGGAGUCGUUUAUCGGAUCUGGUGCAGUUGCGGACAAAGCAACUACGUCGGAGAAACCAGAAGACAGCUCCGAACGCGAAUGGCCGAACAGGCUGCAGCAGUGCGGAGAAAUGACGCCACCUCUCAAGUUGCGGCUCAUUCGACAGGUUCCGGCCACACAUUUAAAUUUGACGAGGCCGAAAUUCUCGCAAGAGGUAACAACCGCGUGAGCCGGGAGCUGCUUGAAUCAUGGUUUACUGGCCCCCAGUCUAUCAACAAGUGCAAUGAUCUUCCCAUUCAAUGCAGCGUGCAGAGACUUCGUCUAGGCGGAGUAAUUGGCCAUGCGGGGAGCGCACUGGUGAACAAUUCCCAACACCCGGGUCAGCGCGUCAGAUGGUCGAGCAAUCAUCACGCCAACAUCCAACGCACGUGAUGAAAUUGCAGCGAUUAACGGCGCGAAUAUUGACCAUCACGCCACGUGCAACGAGCCCUGAUGAAGGGGAGAGAGCCGUGAAUAUUCAUAGGUAUGCGGUAGCAUGGCUACUGCAUCCUAUAAAUACUGCAGCCGCGUGUGCAUGAACCACCCUUAUCUGCUUAUGUAUCUGAUGAUGGAUUCGAGCAGGAAUCCGAAACGUCAGGCUAAUAAAGCUCUUGUCCCGGCGAUCGUGCCUUCUUCUUCAAGUUGGCAGUCUGUUUUCAUAGGGCAGUACUCCCAGACCUUUUGUUACUUUAUCGCUCGCCUAUGGAGCUUCCGUAAGACGGUAAGUCCUUGGCAGUCCAUGGUCUCCGCGCCUGAAUGGCGUACUGUAGAUGCGGCCGUACGAAGGUGCAAAUAUUUUGGAAAAGUUUUCUGCCAAAUCCUAUAAAUGUCCGUCUGAUGAUGGCUGACUUGGUCGCCUUCGCCCAGUUCAGUGUUGGCUCGAGUGAAGAUGUAAUCCACACACCCAAGUCCUUUUGACUGUCAACUUGUUGCAGUGGUGUAUCGUGAAGAAAGUAAGUCCUGGAGUUGGAGGCUCCGCAGCUGCUGAGUUGAAGAAAGUUGCACUUACUCACGUUGAAGUGCGUAAGCCAGCGCUUCGACCAGUCCUCGAGCCUGCUAAAGUUUGUUUGCAGGUGGUCUGCCUCUGCCACAUUAUGAAUAGCUUUCCACAAGUUUAUGCCUUCAACGAGCAGGAUGACAUCACAGUCUUACAACUGAUAGAAGCGAACAGGCGAGUUCCAGAAAGCAGUUCAGAAGACGAAGAUGCGAUCAAUGGAACAAGAAAUUUAUUGGUCUGACUUUUCGGAUUCUCACGCGAACCCAUCAACAGAGACAGUCGCAGACUCUGAGUGAGAAUCCGAAACGCCAGGCCAAUGAAGUUCUUUUUCUCGUGGUCGCAUCUUCAUCUGCUGGGUUUAAAAACUCUUUAGAGGUUCAUCCGUCCGACCCAUGAGAGAUCUUUUAUAUAAUUUCCUUUUCUUGUUAUCCGCCUUUUUAAGGGUGCAGCCGACCAGCGGAGGUCUGUUUGUCAGAAUUCUUCGCAUGAUAAGUUAGUGGUUGGAAAUGAAGCUAUGAACUAUUUCAUUGAACUGUCCCCAAACCUCCUCGGUAUAGCCAGAGAGUGUGAAUGCCCAGUCAGUAGAUCAAAAAUCAUACCUCCUCUGUUCAAAAUCGCCACGCAGGCAGGGAGAAUGAGGUGUAUUUCCACAUGAGAUCUAAAUGGUCACUCUGGCCUAAUGGGUAGGGGGGGGAGGCAAUUCGCAACAUAGAUGCCGUUAGAAGACUUAGCGAACACAAGGCCUAGGCAGUUCAUCUGUUGGCCCACGCGAACUCUCGUCGGAAGCACUACGUGUUGGGUAAGAAGAAAAUUGCCGAUGGUAUGCAGAAGCUGCUGAUCGAAUACUGCCUCAGAGCGGUCGGCAGAGGUUGAGUUCCAGUCUAUGCGAGGUGUAUUAAAGUCUCCAACGAUGAGAAUAAUCGGCCGCAUAAAAAAUAAUUUGAGCUCAGCCAACAGGUGGGCAACAGUUUUAGGGUCCUUUCUCGGGACUUUAAGAGCCCAGUGCUCAUACAUAUCGCUUCCGUACUACAAGUCAGCUUAGGAGAUAUUUCUGAAACAUAAAAGCCACUCUUGGCAGAUACUGCUAUACCUCCGCCCUUUGGGUUUUCUGUGCGUCUGCUGAACAGUUGAAAUCCAGGAGGUAUAAACCCCGUCAUCCAUCUGUUCCGACAGCGGGACAGGUUGCAGCGACAGUUCUGUUGGCCACGCUUAACUUAGCAAGUUAUGGAAUGGAGGAAAACGCACGGGAAGUCUGUCUAUGUUCGCAGUGACUCUUCAGCUAUUUGGCCAUCAGCCAUAUUAUCGGCGGACAGCCUACUUAGGCCUGUACCUGGUGUCUGUUCCCUCGGAGGAUUAAUUGCAAAGCAUGCAAACACUCCACUCAUAACAAAUCAUAUGUCAUUGUCCAGGCCAGCUGAAUUGGGCAGACGACGGCAAUGACAUCACAGAUACCAUAAAUGCCUGCAGGAGUCCCGCAAUAGCAAUUAUUCUAAAUGGCGGGGGGCGACUCACUGGCACUUGUGCAGGAAUCAUUGAAAGGUGCGAAAAUCUCUCAUACCAGUCAGAUAUGCACACUUUAUGUCUUACUCGCCUACGUAAACAAGAGCCCUGCUUUCAACUUCCAUUCUCCACGAGCACUGUGCGAAGGGGGAAACACUUAGAAGUCUACGUAAAAACGUUCUUCAACCAAUUCGUUGACAGAACAUGUUAUCACCAACAGUUAGAGAGGAAAGCACAAAGGAAUUCUACCAGAUCCACUGACACAUUGGCAGCUGCAAUCGAUUUCGUUAACUGAUUCGUAUCAAAUUCGAGUUUGUCAGCAAGAUAUGAAAGGAUAUUUUCAGGCUGUCACGCAUUCGUCUCUCGCCACUGGCUUAAAAUUGCACGCACGCAUGCUGGUCCCUUAUGAUGUCGAAAUUUGCCAUAGAAUGAAUUAGAAAAACACUAUUGUGGUUAGAAAAAAACGAAUGGCGUGUGCUUUCAAUGCGAAAGGCAGUUUCGAAAGCGGCACAAUUAAGAAGUGUAUGGUCAAACUGAAGAAGCGUUUUACAAAAGUGUGGCAACAUAAGACAGGUUAUUUGGUAUGAAAUAUAGAACGUUAACUAUCAGGAACUCAUGAGUUUCAGUAAGCUGAGAUGAAGUCACCCUCUGAAAAUCACUCUUGCUUUUGCCUCUUAUUGCACCAAAAGUUGAAUUUCUUUGCAACAGAUCAGGGGACGUGCAUAAUCAAUGUGUUGAACUAUAUUCAAAUCACGCCUGCAUAUUGUAGAUGUCCUUAAUACAUUUUCUCUGGGAAAUAUAUGCAUCACCGUCGACCAUUAAGAGUUAAAUUAUCAAACAAAUCGGGCAGACAUUUUCCAAGCAGAUAAAACCAAGAUAUUGUAUCGUCGAGGAAUAGAGUCUAAUAAUCGACAACAUAAAUCAUAAAAUGGUUUUUUAGCGCAGUACUUAUAAAACUGAGUGGUAACCGAAAGAUGUGGAAAUAUGAGUGGAAAAGGACAUCAUUGCAAACCUGUAUUCACCAAACUUCUUGAAUACUGCGAAUGCUUGAAAUUCGCACACUAUUGUAAAUUUAUGCAAACAGGUUUUCGCAAAGGUUUAUUCAGAACGCAGGAUAACUUUGAGCGAGCUUAUUCACGUUUAAGUGCAGUAAGUCAUAUGUUUUUGGAUAGUCCCAAUCCUUUCUUCUUUAUUGGGAUCGCACAGGAUCGUAGUUUCUGUCCAUAAAGUAAUGGUUUUUUGCACCAGUGCGAAGGCAGCAAAUGGUUUUACAAUGCCUAAGUUUUAAAUACUUUUUCUUAGGCUAUUUUCAGACCUAGACUUCCUAAUUUUACUAGUUGAAAUUUUAGUAAGAUUUUCAAAAAUGGAGGUAUGGACAGUGGCACAUCCGUUUAUUCUCCCAAAUACAAGAAUAUUUAGAUUAAAACGCAAAACUAAGUCCCAAGUGAAAUUUAGAUCAGCCGCCUUUCUUACAUUUUAAAACCAACGCCCUGCCCCAUGGGCUGCGAUCCUGCACUGUGUCGCCUAAAGCAAGAGAUGUCUAACACCACAUGGGAAAACUCGAUUUGUUGCUUUUUUUCACCUAUGUAGGUCGUCAAUCUACUUGAUUUAAGUAAAGAAAAGUCUAAAUUAUGACAGCAUACAGUCGGGAAUGCCAUAAGGCAACGGUAUAGAGAAGGACCUCACUCAACUGUCAGUUGACUGUGGGUCGUGUCGUAUGGGGUUUUAUCUUGGCAUACGUUCGCAGGCUGAUGCAGAAAUUACACUGCCAACAACAAUUUCUUCCCAAGACCUCACACCUUAACUCAGAGUCCGUUACUGUAUGAAAUCUAUUUUUUGCUUGUUGUUUAAUUACCAGUCUCAUUUCCUUUGUCGUACAAUAGCGUAGAAUAAGACUUUCGGCAUAAAUCCAGACAAUUUUUGUGUUUUCUUUCAUUUUGUCAGCAUACUGCCUUGCGUGCUGCCUCACCCACAAAACUCCCUUUACCAUAAAUCACGCAUGGCACGAUCCACAGUCUACUUGCAGUUAAGUGGAGUCCCCCUCUAUACCCUUGCCUGCCAUAAUAGCACUUAAUAGACGAUGAUAAUAAGCGCGAAGAUAACAAAAAAUCCUGCGGUCAAAAAGAUUUGAGUUUAAGGUUUUCUCUCAAGCUGCUGACUUUUCUGUCCAAGCCAGGAACACCGUAGCCUGAACCGCAAAAAUCAAUAAGUCCAUCAUAGCAGCAGAUCAGUACUCCUCUUUCUUGACUCAAUGUUCCAGAUUAUGACUGCUAUGGCAACGCUUCUGAUGAAGUGGGCAGAACUUCACACGGCAUGCGACCAGUAUGAAGAUGACAGUGACCUUCGGUAUCAAGCCCGACUGAUGCCGUCAGUACAAGCAUAUGCCAUUAGAAGUUCUUUCUGACACACUGUUUAAACAUUUUAUAAAUUCUCCGUGCUUAAUAGGAUGAUGGUCUUACGGUCCACUAAUAAGACUGCAAUACCGCAAAUUGUGUAUCUUUUCACAGUCAAAGGGUAUGGAAGCAUUCGUACAUCACGAUUGAAAGUCUCUGAGGCAAAAGAUUUUUGGCCGCGCACUUCUUAUUUUACAUUUACGUCUAGCAUUAACGUAUGUAGACGACACGACAUUCUUUAAAAAGCUUUUGCUAUAAGGGGGCCGCUGUUGGAAAAUUUUUAGAUGAAUAAAUUUGGUCAGUCAAUCAUAUAUGUAAGUAUAUCUGUCCGUCACAUAACGGUCGUCGUAUCAUAUCCUUAGAUAUUUAAAACUUGGAGGGAACUUUUUUUAGAAUUCAAGGUUAUUUCAUGAGAGCAAAUUGGUUUUGAAGCAUGCAAGAUCAUUUUUCAAGAUAUAUAACUAAGACUAUUAACUACUAAGGCUUUCUAGUAAAUUGCAUACACUGGCACGAGGUCUGUCCACUAAAGCAAUCAUUUGACAUAACACUGGACUGGAAUUCAUGGAAGGUUUAAAGGUCUGCUUUUCAGUUUAUCUGCCUUUGAAAGUUAAUCGCAGUCAUUUCUUUCUAACCAUUCAAAUGCCUUUGUCUCUUCUUAUGCAAAAACUGAAUACCAACCCAACCGCCGGUAACUUUUUCUCUCAAGUAUUCGAAAAAAAUGGCGCGAGGACUCAACCCCUACCUAUGCGGCCACACAGCCAAUGGACAUUCCUGGCAUGGGUCAGCCUCCUUGAACUUAUUCGGACACAGGGAAGCAGCAACAGGAACAACUCGCGUGUCAUUUCAGGGCACAUCACUCCUAGCGUCAGCAUUAGCAUAACCAGUGAUGAUGCUUUUACCACCCUACAAACACCAGCGUCAUCAUCAUCCCUGCAACCACCAACCUGUCACCAUUGCGGCCACACAAUCGAAUCACCCAUCGGACUGGCUGAUCACAUGCCCAUUAAUCGCAGGGAGAUCGGUGCACCACUGACUGGAGCCCUGUCGUACACGCUCCACCUGUCCGCUCUGCCACAGACAUCCAGAGAUCUAGAAGACCAUAUGCGCACACAUGACGGUGGGGGAUUCGCCGCAGCUUCACCUGUACCCUGCACCUGAACCCCCCCCCCCAACACCGUCUCUUUCAACCCCACCGCCAGUGCCGCCAUCAUCACCAUCACAAUCUCAUCGUGUCCUUGCUGCCACCGCGUGAACAUCGGUGACACGUGACGGUCUGAUUGGUUGCCUGGGUAUUCAAAAUCCUGAGACUAACGAACCUGUGACAGGAGCCUCGACAUACACCCACACCCAUUCAGAGGUCGCAUGGGUCUGUUCGGCCAUAUGCGUCUCCGUGCAAAAUUCUAGGUGAGAACCACAAUCCUGACUCCAUCCUAACAUUUCCAAAUGAACGUCCACACAUGCAUCUCUAAGUCACGUAUUAACCUACUCCAUAACACGUGUAUAUACUCCACCCAGCUGCUCACACGUCGGUCUCCAGCGAUGCACUUUGGCGGCGAAACAUUGCAUGUCAGAACAUGCAAAUCUCAGGCGGUGUGGCGCAUGUCAUUCUAUGUGCCUUGGGUAGAUAAAGUGUGUAUGACAGGCGAAUACUCCAUGCCUACCUUCACAAAGUGCCACGCUGGGUGCUCUGGACCAAAACAGUGGUCAGAUUGGGUCACGGCGGGCGUUAACCAAACAACACAGGGUUUAUGUCAUUCCAUAACAGGACAGCUCGACCGUCGUUGCUGAGGACGUCCGCCGUGUGCUCCACAGAAAUGUGAGAAUAAAGACGGCAAACUGUGUAUAAUUUAAAUUAUAGUGGCAGUAAACUCGCACAGCAUCCACCGCACUCUCUCCUCCUCCUCACCCACCUGGACCCGGUGCCAAGACAGAGUCGAGAAGACCAGGGGCGGGGGAGGGCCCAGGUGGAUGGCAUCGUCAAGCCUGCACCUUGGCGCUCAACUCCACACCCCCUGGUCCCCCUGGUCAGGUUUUUCAAAUCAACAACAACAACAACAAUGGGGAGGGGGUCCCGGUGUGUCCGACGGCUACCGGCAACCGAGUCUGCCACCACACACCGACAUUUUGGCAUUUGUUAUGAUAUAAAAUCCGAUAACUCUUGCCAGAAUCCGAUAUGACCCCCGAAUUGGUCUAACGCAUCCACGGCCUAUCGUCGUAUGUUCAGGCUCGUCAGAUUGAGCUUAGUGAGAAAUACGUUGAUUUACCGUGGUGACAAGUGUCGGUCUCAUUCUUCCCUCUCUAUCUCGGGCAGCAGCCAAUUGUCCGAACCCGUCAGUUAUGUUGAGACUGGAUUGGACUCAGUGGCUGGUGAGGCGGAAAGACUACACCUAGGCGUGUCAUCACAUCCCUGUGUGCAACAGUAGAUACGCUAGAUGCACUGCCGCACACAGGGGUGUGAUGAUACGCCUAGGUGUAGUCUUUCCGCCUCACCAACCACUGAGUCCAAUCCCGUCUCAAAAUGACUGAGGGGCUUGGACACUUGGCCGCUGCCCGUGUAUUUAGGUUUUUAAAAAGUUUCGCAAUUCCCGAAUAAGUUUCAGCCUGAUCUGCCAUUGCAUCAGCAAUUAGAAAUUUCAGUCUACAAGGUGCAUGUUUACCGUGUAUGGAAAAGCAUAUAUUCCUCUAUGCCUUUAAGAAGAUGCCACAUAGAGUUCAUGAAGUUUUGCAAUGGAUCUGGAUUGUGUUGUGCAUUUCAUGAGGAGCAUUAUUAGCAGGACUUGUGGGGGCUUGCCUACAUAGAAAUCGCGCGGUCUUAUAAACUCAUAAUUAGACCCUUUUUUAAAACAAAAAGAUACACUUUCUUCGGGUAUAAGAUAUUAAGACAAUGUAAGUUCCUUUCAAAUGAGCCGUAGAAGGCUUAUGUUGUGCAUGUCUUCUGUAAGCUAUAUUCAAAUUUAUAAGACCACCGAAAAUGAAUAAGAAAAAUGCAUGCUACUCAAGUAGUCAUUUUUUACCGAGUGUAGAUUCUGCAGGAGGUCAAAAAGAAGUGCAUUCGAAGGUCGACAUCCUGACGAGUCCGAAUUGUUAUAAGGUUGUGCUGCAAGAUAGUCAACAUAAAACCUUCAUUUAAGUCAUUCUUCCUAAUCGGAAACGCAUUCUAGGAUUUUGGUCAGCAUUUCAUGAGAUCGGUCACACACUGUUAUAUCACAGAAGAUUGUUUAGAGCAAUUGGACAAACGAGCGUCAGGCUACAAUGGGAUCUCCUUAAUGUGGUCUUGAUUACACGUCCACCCACGUGGCAUUAGGGCCGCUCUUACUGCGGUCUGGCACAAACUUUCGGGAUCAGGCCUAAACUGCCAGUUUGGCCUUGUCAACCAUUGCGCCCGAGCCCACUUCCGAUCGUCCUGAUAGUGCCUUUCACGGGUGAGGGAUGAGAGAGAAUUUAGUGGAUGAUGCAUAAAUCUUCCUCACUAUAAACCAAUACACGCGCAAGUCACCGGCUUUGCGCCUAAUCUGUAGGGUACCCAGUAAACGUCUUCAAACGGGAUGCUUAAACUGCCACCACCAUCAUCAUCAUCAUCAUCAUCAUCAUCAUCAUCAUCAUCAUCAUCAUCAUCAUCAUCAUCAUCAUCAUCAUCAUCAUCAUCAUCAUCAUCAUCAUCAUCAUCAUCAUCAUCAUCAUCAUCACCCUCAAGUGUGUCAUUCAGUUACCACGCUUUUUUUCUGGAAUUUCGAGUGUCCAACACGCUUUGCAGUGUAUCCCACCUUACCUUUUAGCAAAAGCAGGAUUCUUCAUCCACGGAUUUGUCCCCCUUUGGCCUCUGAUAUAAAGACCAGAUGGAAAAGGAGUCGUAGGUCACUCUCUACACUAACAUAGGAGGUGCCUGUUCCAUGUCUGUGGCAGAUGAUGGGCGACGUGUUCAUGUGGUUUUGGAGUAUGUGUGAUGCCAGGGUUUGAUCUGCGGUACUUUACUGCAUAAUAGUGUGGGAGCGCAUGUUAUAGUGACUGAAAGUGCAUGGGCAAUGCGAGCAGAGGAGGCGAAUGUGGCGAACGUACACCGGGGUAUCUGGCACUUGUUAGCCCGCCUCGAUGCGAUGAAUUCACAAGCGAUCGACCAGGCCGAUGGGUGGUGUGAUGGUGCGAUCGCAAUGAGGACAAGUUAGGAUCGAGCCAACAUUGCUGGUGGUGGGGUGGUAGUGGUGGCGGGCGUGACUGCUGAGGGGACCUCGGGAAUGGUUCCAUCCGUGCAGGACUGAGGGGAGUGGCGAUCGCCACCUUCAACGUCUUCGAGGGGUCGUGGCAGUGAUGUGCGGCGGGGAACGAUGUGACUUUACUCACCGGUGGUGGGGUCGGCCUCGGUGGGUGCCAUGGCGGCGGGGUGAGGGGGUGGGUGCGUUCUUGUUGGUGACAUGUUGCUGUUGUACUGUAUCCGAAAAUGUCCGAAGAGGGCAAUCUAAACGCGAAAUAUUUGUCGGCAGCUUGGGCCCCCUUGGAAGUGAUUGCAUCUUGGGGCUGAGGGUCCUCAGUCUUCGCGACCCGCGAGCCGCUCUGUUGGCUUCGAUGGUGGUAAUUCAAGUAGUUGCUGCUCCAGUCUUAAAUGCCCUUCUCUAAGCCUAUCUAUCCUGGGCGAAGUCAUUCCAGGUGUCCGGACUGAUUUGCAAAUCCUUGUGGUAGGAACCUUGGAUUUCCAUGCAGCGUCAUCGCCAUAGAAGAGUCAGCUGGGUAGGUGCUUGUCAUCUAUCAUCGCAGUUGCCUCAACAUGGUGUGUAUGCCUAAGAUUCCGGUCCGUUCCUGGACAUCUGCGUCUCGGAUGUUGUUCCACUGCCCAGACACUAGCAUGCUGCGGAGACAUCUAAGGUGAACGUUAUCCAGUAUCCUGGUUUGGUUGGCUUAAACGAUCUAUUCCCCGCCCCAUGCAGCAGUGUCCUCAGGGCUAUCGCCUUGUGUGUCUUGAUUUUGGCAUUCAGAUGAAGUCCUCGCGAUUGAAGUUUAUAGCAGGUUGAGUGCCUGGCUACCUCUGGAGAUCCGAUGAGUUACCUUGCCAUCGAUCCUCGCAUUUAUAAGAUUGUUCUCCCUAGACAAGCAAAUCUGUCCACAGUAGCCAGAUGAGUUCCCUUAAGCGUGACAUGGUGUCCUACGUAAUCAGUGUCUGGCGCAGUUUGUUGCACAACCGCCUUUUUUGUCGCAUUGAUUGUCAGUCCGAAGUCAGCGCAGCCAUAGAAGGGUGCUCACCGAGUACGUUAGGGAACUCACUCGUUCCGUUGUGUCUUGGAGCUUUCUCUCGAGUCCGCCAGCAGCCGUACAGUGACCCGUAAUAUAAGCACACCGCGGGGAUGAAUAUGGCUGGCUGGCGACGGCUUAUCGGCCAGAAAUAACCGUUUCGGUCCCCAUUGUCUUUGCCAGUAAUGCCAUUUUGCCUAUAGGCGAAAAGGUGUAUGACCCCUUGCAUGACUACCUCCGUCGUUGUAUUGAGUGAACCGUCACCCCCGGUCGUGUGCACUGGUGUGGGAUACCCUCGGGCAUGUUUGCACCCACCGUAAGUUGAGAAGUUGUUUUUCGAUCUGGUAGGCGGUUCUGACUCCUGAUCGCUAGUCAUCGUACUUCACCCAAUUAGACGCCCCAAAUACUUCCGAAUCAGUCCCACUGUCCGUAUAGUGAACCAACUUUCCCUCUUGUAUCUUGCACACCAUGUGUGCGUGGAGUGUUCCAGAUAUCUGGAUUUUGGCAUGAUCCUUUAGAACACCGUCGCGAAUAUCUACAAAGACAGUGUAGAGACUUGUCAGCAAGAAAAAUCAUGUCAGUAGUUCCGCGGUGUCGUUGAAAACGACGCUUGUUUUCUGGGAGAAGCCUUUGCUCCAGGUGGUAGUUGGAACCGCUUUGAAAGAUGCGAGCGAAUGGCUGCCCGGGAGUGGCGGACGACGAGUUUGCCAUGUGAUUUUCAUAGAUCAGUCGAUUGCCCUUGUUCUUGUAAAUGUGUACAAGCAAAAUUUUUGGUACCAAUAAAUCCUUCCCGCAUGCUUACUUCAGCUUUGUACUGGGACGAAAUGCUUCAAAAGCCUCCCUAAAGCAAUGAAAGACUUGUCCAUGCGACCCAGUCCUCGCGAGAGCGAGGCGAGUUUGUUCGUCAACCAACGACUGCCGUUCUUGUAGAGUAUGUCUGGAAUUGUGCCUCAUUCCGGUGCUUUCCUGUUGUUGUAGAUGCUUAUGGUAAGGAAGGCAAUAGGUCCGUAUCGUUGUUCUUUUUUAAACUGGGGGUCUUUUGAUGGUCACGUCAGAGAUGACGGAUGGACAGUUAAGGACGGUUCUGAAGUGCUCGCCUCAGUGCCCCUGGGGUGUUGUUCCGUCGAAGCUGAGAGUCGGCGCGUUUCCUUUGGUGCAGGCGCAUAGACUGUUUAUGUGGAGCGAUGAGAUUCAUCGUUUUAACUGAUCUGCGUAUCCUUGUAUUUCCUCGAACCUGCGAACCACUCCAGGCGUCUUGCUUCGCCCACAGCCGUCGUUUCAUCAAUCAAGCAGCUGCAUCUGAAGAAGACCGCCUUUUUUGUCAAAUUAGCGGUUGGUGUAGGUUUUGCGCAGCCCAUUUUUGCGAGCAGAUUGGGGAUUUCUUUGUCAUUAUCAUCGAACAAGACCUACGGCAUGGACGACCUAGGGCUUCCAUGGCUUUAGUGUAGACCUCGUUACGCAGUUGAUGCCACUGUGCCGCCAAGUACGCAUUAGUGGUCGAAGUUGGCAGUUCAUUCAGGAUGUGGGUCUGUUUAUUGCGGUGAAGGGGGCGGUGUGAAGAUGCAGAUGACUUACGUGGUGAUCGCCUGGCUUGUGGUCCCGUGUUAGGUUGCCUUUGGAGUGCCAUCUUGGGGAUGACAAGGUGGUGACCCGUUCGGCCGUCGAUAUCGCAGUCCGCCUUUGUCACCAGACCGGUAUGACAGGCGCGCCUCUGAAGGCAGACAUAAUCCAGAAGCUGACAGCGCCGCGCUGGAGGCUGAAGGAAAAUGUCGAUCAGGAGGAGACGGUGUUCUGUAUAGGUUCACAGAAGGAGGAGGCCAUUGCCUUUGUAACUCCCGAUUCUGUGUGGGCCCAACUCUCCACACCGUCGGAGCAAUUCCAUUAG
Molecule: messenger RNA, 13120 nt
Organism: Spirometra erinaceieuropaei
Lineage: Eukaryota; Metazoa; Platyhelminthes; Cestoda; Diphyllobothriidea; Diphyllobothriidae
Source: the annotation of a GenBank genome assembly